Molecule: messenger RNA, 297 nt
Organism: Dictyostelium purpureum
Lineage: Eukaryota; Evosea; Eumycetozoa; Dictyosteliales; Dictyosteliaceae
Exons: 1
Coding region: 1-297 (98 amino acids)
Source: RefSeq, a predicted model, not a curated record
AUGAUUACCACCACAGAAAUCCAAAUGAAUAAAAAUUAUAAACAUUCAAAAAAUCACCAAAAAGGAAAACAGAAAGAAAAAAAACAACAACAGCGACAACAAGAAGAAGAACCACAACAAAUACAACUUAAAGAAGAAAAAGAAUCUACCUCCCCAUCACCAUAUGUUUUAAAACCUGCAUUAAAACCGAUUAAUAGGGUUAACGGUGGCCUAUGUAAAAAAAACUGUGUUACAUUCAAUGAAAGUUUAAAUCAAGAAUACCUAAUUCCAGCUUUAAAAAAGAAUCGUCUAAAGUAG